AUAGCCGCGGCCCGGCCGCGAGGGCGCUGGGCGACGGCGACAUGGCGGCGUUGCUGCUCGUGCUGGGCUUCGCGCUGCUGGGCGGCCAGGGCGCGUCGGCGGCUGCGGGCAUCGUGGUGACCUCUGCACAGAACAAGAGCUCUGUGAUGCAGCUUAGCUGCACCUUGAACAACAGCACCACCAGCAUCACUGGACACCAAUGGAUGAAGGGUGGGAAGAUACUCAAGGAGGACACACUGCCUCACCUGCACACAGAAUACACGGUGGACUCAGAGGAGGGCUUCGGGAAGUACUCCUGCAUCUUCCUCCCAGAACUCGCAGGCAGGGGCGAGAUCACAGUGAGCGGACCCCCCAAGAUUAAGGCUGUGAAGAAGUCAGAACACGCCAAUGAGGGGGAGACCAUCACACUGGUCUGCAAGUCAGAUUCCUACCCUCCCGUCUCUGAGUGGGUCUGGUUCAAGAUAUCUGAUUCCGGGAACCAGGCCAUCGCCAAUGGCUCCCAGAGCAAGUUCUUUGUGAGAUCCUCGGAUACCAAGUCGGAGCUGAGCAUCAGUGACCUGGACAUGGUGGCCGAUCCUGGUACCUACGUGUGCAAUGCCACUAACCCAGAGGGCAAUGCCCAGGCUGAGAUCAUGCUGCGGGUGCGCAGCCGCCUGGCUGCCCUCUGGCCCUUCUUGGGCAUUGUGGCUGAGGUCUUGGUGCUGGUCACCAUCAUCUUUAUCUAUGAGAAGCGGCGGAAGCCUGACCAGCCUCUGGACGAUGAUGACCCAGGCUCUGCACCACUGAAGAGCAGCGGGCAUCACAUGAAUGACAAGGACAAGAAUGUGCGCCAGAGGAAUGCCACCUGAGCAGGUGCAGCUGACACGGGAUGUCCUGACCCCCAGCCUGGCAUCCCAUCCCGCCCGUUGUGCAAAAUUCCAGAACCUCACCUCCAAAAACGCCCAGCCACCUGUAGUCUCCCCUAUGUACGAUUCUGGUUGAAACUAAACGAGGGUUUCUACAUAGAGAACUCCAGUCCAUAGGGGUUUCGUUUUCUUCUCUUCAAGCGUGUCCCCCGCAGCCUUUGGCCACUACUUGAGUAUGGAGGGUGGCCACAUGGGGCCUCCCCAACAAUCCAGCCUGGGGUGCCUGUCCUUGGCUUUAUCUGGCUACUCAAGUGCACACUUUCUACUUUUUCUGAAGGCCACAGGAGAGCCCAGCGAAGCUCUGACUUCUUGGUGGAGGGCCUCCCCAUCCACUUUCAGGGUGAUUCCUUCAUGCUUCCCUGUGCAGAACUGCUUGUGCCCACCAUGGGUAACAGCACUGGGUGCAUUGGGUCCCCCACCCCAACAAUAAAAACUGACCCCAACCCCA
Molecule: messenger RNA, 1353 nt
Organism: Jaculus jaculus (lesser Egyptian jerboa)
Lineage: Eukaryota; Metazoa; Chordata; Mammalia; Rodentia; Dipodidae
Gene: Bsg
Product: basigin (Ok blood group)
Exons: 7
Coding region: 42-848 (268 amino acids)
Biological process (GO): homophilic cell-cell adhesion; axon guidance; dendrite self-avoidance
Cellular component (GO): plasma membrane; axon
Molecular function (GO): cell-cell adhesion mediator activity
Source: RefSeq, a predicted model, not a curated record